Messenger RNA from Durusdinium trenchii, 1326 nucleotides. Lineage: Eukaryota; Dinophyceae; Suessiales; Symbiodiniaceae. The record is from the annotation of a GenBank genome assembly.
AUGAGCGCUCUUGUCGAGAUGAUCGACGAGUUUCUUGAAACCCACAAGCCACGGGGUUCUCCCGCCUCCCAAAGCGAGAGUAUCUCUCAAAUGCUUACUUUGGCAAGUGAAUGUGCUUGGAACGGCGUCAUGAACUGUGUUCCCGUCGUUUCGUUUCUUUCGCUCGGAUCUGUCGAGCUCGCCCCCCGCAGAUCUUGGAGAAAGCUGCCCACUGAUCCGCCCCCCGUCUCGAUGCCCUCUUCUUCCUUAGCCGCGUGUGACGCGCCAGCGUGCGACGCGCCCCACACGUGUAUAUCACCGGUGUCUACGCAAUCCACUCAGACAGAGAGGAUGAGGGAGAAAGCUGCGCAGAUCCGCAAGAGCUUCCAGCGUCCAAAGUUUUGGGUCUUGGGCUUUGGCUGGUGCCUGGCGGCUUGCGCUGGUGCUGCAAACGUCAUAGCUUUCAAGAGCUGGCACCUGUAUGCAUCACAUGUGACUGGCAGUACGUCUGCCAUGGCUUUCCGAUUGGAAGGCUAUCAUCAAGGAGAAUACGGAUCAGAGAGCCUGAAAGAGGCUUGCUUUUUAGUACUGUCUUUCCUACUUGGAGCCUUUGCAUGUGGUGUUUUGAUUGACAAGAAUCAAGUCCACUUCUUGGGCAAGGCCUUUUACGGCUUGGCGCUUGUGUUGAACUCAACCUUGCUGGUGCUAGCCGCAUUUCUUCCAGGGCGGCUGCUUCCGGUUUGCUUUGUCGCUGCCGCCUGCGGACUUCAGAAUGCCAUGUGCACUUCUCAUUUCGGUGCCAUCAUUCGCACGACACACGUGACAGGCACUGUCACCGACAUCGGCUCCACACUGGGCCGUAUCAGCAUGGUCUACCUUCGCAAGGGUUGCCGUCGUUCGCGCUUGGAUGACGUGGAGCGUGCGGAAGUGGGUGUGGACGGUCGAAAGCUUGGGGUGCUCUUUGGAUUGUGGAGCUUCUAUUUCAUUGGUGGCUUAAUUGGGAUUUAUAUGGAGAAUGUUGUUCCCUCGCCGCCUCAGCGAGUUCUCCUACUCCCUGCCACCUUCACUGGAAGCUUGGGCGUCUUCUACAUGGCCUGUCGACAGAUUUUGAAGGACUACAUUAAGAAGUUAGAGAAGGAGCGCUUCGAAUCCGACCUGGAAGAAGCUCAGAAAGUCUUGUCGCACAUGGGCAGCCGGUUGCAGACGCUCGAGCACAGUGACCACUUAGUGGUUGAAUGGGAUGCAGAGAUGGGUCACAUGUUCAAAGCACUUCAUGAAGUGGAGACAGGCUUUGAGAUUUUAUGCCACCAACACAGCCAGGUCCUCGAACAAGAGAAUUCAACCUGA